GAUGAGGUGGAGAGUGUCUUCCAGACCAAGGGAUGUCUUCGCCGAUUCGAGACCGACUUCCAGCAGUUGUUCCCUAAGAUUCACCCGAAGUACUCCAAACGCACUUCAUCUGCCAUUUGGGACGACUCUCACGAUAUCUUCGGCAGUAAAUCAUCUCUCAAUCACAAUGAGUGGGUUUCGGUCGUAUCGCGAGACCAAUACCAUCUCAGGUCUCUCUGCGCGCCAUAACGUGAUAAUCGGUGGCAACGGUUGCGGCAAAAGCAAUGUCUUGAAUGCCAUCCAAUUUGUCUUAAGCG
This is a messenger RNA of Medioppia subpectinata, 296 nucleotides long. The record is from the annotation of a GenBank genome assembly. NCBI's taxonomy places the organism in Eukaryota, Metazoa, Arthropoda, Arachnida, Sarcoptiformes, Oppiidae.